UUUGCAUCUCUUAUAGCGUCUCAUUUUUACCUUUUUUAUGCAGAGGACAUGGCAUGGGGUGUAUUUGUAAAGAAUAAAUAGAAUAACUGUAUUUAUUUGUAAAUUAUUUUAUUUCAGAAGACACACUUGAGUCAAAGAAUAAAUGUAUUUAUUUCUAAAUAAAUAAAUGUAUUAUAUUCACGACAGUAUUUUUUCAUUCAGAAAGAAACGAAUUUUUUUCAGUUUCAAGUGGACACUUAAGAUCGAUGGAAGUAUUUAUUUCAAUGGAACUGCGAAACUGGGAACUGCAAAAAACAUAUUCAGGCAUGCUCCGAUUUUCACUUUCGGUGCUCCCGUUUUCACUUUCUCAAGAUUUUUCGAAUUCCAAAACGAAAAAAUUUGUCGUGCCUAAAUGAAAAGUAAAUGCCUUUUUCUAUAUUAAAUCGGAUCUUAUUUGCAAAAGGAAAAAAGUAGUUGACUUGUUGGUUUAUUGUCGUUCGUUUAAGACCUCUAGAAGAUCAAUUAGGCUUGUAGUUAUUUUUACGAGUAAUUUCUGACCCCACCUCAAAUUUGGAUAUCAAAUUUUGCCGUCGGCAACAACAAUUUUCGUUUUGUUAUGGUAUGUGCUAAAAUGUAUAAAAAAAAUUGUUGAAAACACCGGAAUUGAAUGAAAAUGAAAUCCAUUGAAAAGGUGUCAUAAUAUGUGGGAAACAAGUGAUUGCCUUUGAAAAACUGUUUUUUAAAAAUGGGAAAACACAAAUCAUCGUAUCAGGAUGAAGUUUCUCUGUAUUUUAUGCAGGGUAACGAAAGUUUGGCGCGUGGAUUCGCCAAAGGCGAUCGUGUGGCUGCAGAAGCAAAAUGGAGCGAGCUUGUCGGUGCGUUAAACGCAAUUGGGCCUCCAAUUAAAGAUGUUGCUGGAUGGAAAAAGGUUUGGUGCGAUUGGAAGGCCAAUAUUCGAAAGAAAAUUGCCCAAAAUAAGGCAGAGUUCAGGGCUACGGGCGGGGGUCCUUACUGCCAGCAACCGCUGACAGCCAUGGAGAGGACGUGGCAAAGCUCUGCGGGCUUUUUGACAUGGUCGAGGGAGUUGGUGCUGUGGCAUAUGGAGCACCAACCACCAUUAUAGUAGAAGAGGUGGCUAAGGAAAAAGCUGAGGAGAUAGCCCCAGAGGAGGAGGAACCGAGCCGAAAGCGUCGCCGCACAGCUGCAGAAUUUGAUUUGCAGAGUCUGUGCAUAGCUUAAGUAGAGGGAAUAAAGCAAAUUAAUUUAACAAUGACAAAGCAUUUCCAAAAAGUGGAAAGUCUUCAACAAGAAGACUUGAAUUUAAAAAAGGUGCAUUACCAAAAAAUGGAAAGUCUUCAACAACAAGACUUAA
This is a messenger RNA of Drosophila bipectinata, 1351 nucleotides long. RefSeq lists its product as uncharacterized. The record is from RefSeq and is a predicted model, not a curated record. NCBI's taxonomy places the organism in Eukaryota, Metazoa, Arthropoda, Insecta, Diptera, Drosophilidae.